UGAGACACACAAAAUCCGGAACGUUUAAGAAAGCCGCGUUUGUUUCCAGCCGGACGGAGUUAGGUGUUCAGUGUCGGUGUGAUGGCGGCCCUGAGGACGGCAUUAUGUGGACGUUUCCUGCAGCCUCUCCCCGUGCGUUUGGGAUCCCUGCGCUUCGCCAGCUCCUCUUUCAAGGCUGCAGAUCUGACCAUCGAGAAGAGCCGGACACCGAACCCCAAGCCCGACCCAUCCUCCCUGGGCUUUGGGAAGUUUUUUUCCGAUCACAUGUUGACUGUGAACUGGACGGAGAAAGGAGGAUGGGAAGCUCCUCAGAUUAAACCCUUCCAAAACCUGUCUCUCCACCCGGCGUCCUCCGCCCUGCACUACUCCAUCGAGCUGUUUGAGGGGAUGAAGGCAUUCCGUGGAGUGGAUAAUCAGGUUCGUCUGUUCCGGCCCAUGCUGAACAUGGAGCGCAUGUAUCGCAGUGCAGACCGCUGCUGCCUACCUCUGUUUGAUAAGCACGAGCUGCUGGAGUGCAUAAAGAAGCUGAUCGAGCUGGACCACGAGUGGGUUCCGUACUCCACCGACGCCAGCCUUUACAUCAGACCCACCUUCAUCGGCACCGAGCCUUCUUUGGGCGUGUCCAAACCAGGCCACGCCCUCCUGUUUGUCAUCGUGGGGCCGGUGGGGCCGUACUUCACCACGGGAGCCUUCAGUCCCGUAUCCCUGCUGGCGGAUCCUCGCUUCGUGCGAGCCUGCAGGGGCGGAGUCGGAGCGUACAAGAUGGGCAGUAACUAUGGGCCUACCAUAGCCAUCCAGAGCGAGGCGGUGAAGCAGGGCUGUCAGCAGGUGCUGUGGCUGUACGGAGGCAACGAGGAGAUCACAGAGGUCGGCACCAUGAACCUCUUCAUCUACUGGACCAAUGAGAAAGGAGAACGAGAACUGGUCACUCCUCCACUAGAUGGCAUCAUUCUCCCCGGAGUCACCAGACAGUCUCUUCUGGACCUGGCCAGACAGUGGGGUGAGUUCAAGGUGACGGAGCGGACCCUGGUCAUGACGGAGCUGCUGGACGCCCUGAAAGGAGGACGGGUGUUGGAGGCGUUUGGAGCGGGGACGGCGUGUGUGGUGUGUCCCGUCGGCAGCCUGCUCUAUAAAGGACAGCAUUUUGAAAUCCCGACCAUGAAGAACGGGCCUGAUCUCGCCACCAGGUUCUACAAGGAGCUCACUGAUAUCCAGUACGGACGCUCGAGGAGCGACUGGGCGCCAGUCAUCGUCGCCUGAUCGGACGCCGCUCCUCCGGAACCGUGGGUCCUCCAGACUGCCCGCUUCUCACGGUUCCUACUGUAGCUUUGUUUUGUCUUGUGUCGUGUGUAGGGACUAAAAACAGCUUUAUUGUUCUGAAGUAACCACACAGUGAACCGUCCAUUGGAAACCCGUCACCGAUAAACUGGUAAGGGGGGAAAAAAAACCCCAACCUCCACCAUGACACCUCCAACACACGCGAGUGUUUGUUUGUUCUGAUGGAAAUGAAUGAUCUUUUUUUUAUAAUAAAUUGAUCAGUCCUCGAUAGUGCGUAGUGUUGUGUAGCAGUAUAGCGGCCGUGAGGUGAAAAAUCCGAAGCACAUUUUAUGCAAAUGAUGUUUGUAGAAAUAUCGUACGGUGCAAUAAUCUUCAGAUCGUGUACUUGUAGAACAGUUACUGAUUACUUGUGUUUUGGGGGGGUUGUUAUUGUUUAUUAUUAUUAUUAGUAGUAGUAGUAAUAAUAAUAAUAAUAAUAAUAAUAAUAAUAAUAGUUUAAAAUCUGUUUUUGAUGUCUUGUAAAUGUGUGACUGAAGAGAAAUAAGUGUUGAGAAAUUUCAGAGGCAGCAUACGGUGUGCUCCCAAAUAUUGGCACCCUUCAUGAGUAAGUAAACGUAUCUAUAAAAAAUAAUAAUAAAUCUCCCAGUGAUGUUUUGAGAGUAACGCUACUGGAACAUUGUGAUCGGGUCAGGGAAAAUGUUUAAAUAAAGCACUAUACACUCCUUCUCACCAACACCCCCCACCCUCUCCAAAAUUAUUGGCACCUUGCUAUGGCGAGAAUUCAUUAAAAUAUGCCUCAAGGGUGUCAAUAAUAUAAUUAUCAAUCAUUUUUGCUCUUUUUUUUUCGGGGUGUGUACAGUGACCAAAUGAAGGGUGGCGAUUCUGGAGCGUACGUACUUUUAUAGAUAUUGUAGCCAGCGAAACAAAUCUUCAUGUGGUGUAAACGUGCAUCAGCAAAACAAUGAACUGAACAAAGAGUAGGAGGUGAGUGUCGUUGUCCUUUUUUUUUUUUUUUUUUUUUUUUUUUUUUUUUUUUUUUUUUUUUUAAUUUGAAACGUUCAUGAGAGUGUGUUUGAGGACAGGACACCAGAUUAUCACUACCGUUCAUUCAGAGACGCACUAUAUGGAUUAUAUAGAUAUAUAUAUGUUGAAAAUAUUUAUAUGGAAGUUUUUUGUGAUAUCAUUAAUGCAAAAGGAAAACAUUGUGAUGAAGGUUCACGAGAGAGAAACUGCAGCUUUCAAAUGCAUUUGUGGAGGUUGAAUCUCAAAAAGGCACUCCAUGACCUCUGCUCUAAAAUGUGGAGAUGAUGAGAUUUAGCUACAUAAGUCCUUCAUACUUGUAGAACAUCACUCCACUAGCUUACUCUACAUGUUACAAUCUGAUUGAAACUCUAUUUUUUUGUGUUUAUUUUCCUUUUAUCCGACUCAUCAUCUUUCUCCCAAGUGCCUGAUGGACGUUAGACCGGUUUAUGUUCAUUUUGCAUGUGGUUCUGCAUUAAGACCUUUAUUUUGACGUUCUGUAUGGGGGGUGUGUGUGUGCUGCGAGCGAUUCGGGAUGGUCGGCUGUUACUAUUCAUCUUGCUUUUACAAUAAAAGUAUAUAAAAGUA
Messenger RNA from Ictalurus punctatus (channel catfish), 2886 nucleotides. It is a transcript of the gene bcat2, whose product is annotated as branched chain amino-acid transaminase 2, mitochondrial. Gene Ontology annotation, biological process: L-leucine biosynthetic process; L-valine biosynthetic process. NCBI's taxonomy places the organism in Eukaryota, Metazoa, Chordata, Actinopteri, Siluriformes, Ictaluridae. Gene Ontology annotation, molecular function: branched-chain-amino-acid:2-oxoglutarate transaminase activity. Bases 82 to 1260 code for a protein of 392 amino acids. The record is from RefSeq and is a predicted model, not a curated record. The transcript is spliced from 11 exons. Gene Ontology annotation, cellular component: mitochondrion.